Acanthosepion pharaonis is the source of this 468-nucleotide messenger RNA. The record is from the annotation of a GenBank genome assembly. NCBI's taxonomy places the organism in Eukaryota, Metazoa, Mollusca, Cephalopoda, Sepiida, Sepiidae.
AUGCCAAGAAAAUUCUUGAAAUAUAUUCGUUCAUUAUCUAUCUAUCUAUCUAUCUAUCUCAGUCUGUUCAUAUCUAUCUAUCUAUCUAUCUAUCUAUCUAUCUAUCUAUCUAUCUAUCUAUCUAUCUAUCUAUCUAUCUCAGUCUGUUCAUAUCUAUCUCAGUUUGUUCAUAUCUAUCUAUCUAUUUAUCUAUGUCUUCCAGUCUGUUCAUAUCUAUCUCAGUUUGUCCAUAUCUAUCUAUCUAUCUAUCUAUCUAUCUAUCUAUCUAUCUAUCUAUCUAUCUAUCCCAGUCUGUUCUUAUCUAUCUCAGUUUGUUCAUAUUUAUCUCAGCUUGUUCAAAUCUAUCUAUCUAUCUAUCUAUCUAUCUAUCUAUCUAUCUAUCUAUCUAUCUACGUGAAUGUAAUUACGAAUGCUAAUAAAUCUCCUGAAGUUUUCACCUUAAUUGCCCUUCUUUGUCCCUGCACGUAA